Messenger RNA from Pogonomyrmex barbatus (red harvester ant), 1938 nucleotides. RefSeq names its product major facilitator superfamily transporter 3 (gene MFS3). Gene Ontology annotation, molecular function: transmembrane transporter activity. Gene Ontology annotation, biological process: monoatomic anion transport; transmembrane transport. Lineage: Eukaryota; Metazoa; Arthropoda; Insecta; Hymenoptera; Formicidae. Gene Ontology annotation, cellular component: membrane. The record is from RefSeq and is a predicted model, not a curated record.
UCGGCUUUCUCAUGCCGCUUACGUCAGUGGCACGCUGCUCCCGUGACGAGCCGGAGGAAGCGAUCGGGUGGACACUAAAAUAAGCUUACUCGAAAGGAAAAACUUUACGGCGAUAUAAAACUGAAUAGGAAAUACUAGAGGAAUAUUUGAGAAACGGCAAUAAAUUAUCGUUUAUGCGACACGAUAUUGCCUCAGAUAGAGGCAAUCCUUUGCAUAUUGAGAAGACCAUCAAAGACAGACGUUCCCAUUCGACACGAUGGCUGUGGAAAGUAAUAACGGAGCAAGUAGAACUUUCUUUUUAUUUCGAUACUUGAUGGCCGUGAUGGGAUCGAUCGGUCUUGCCAUUCUUUAUGGUUUUAAAGUCAAUGUUAGCGUAGCCAUCGUCGCUAUGGUGAACCAUACGGCCGUUAAAUUAGAUGUCAAAUUAUCCACAUUGAAGAAUUCAGAAAGCAACAAUAGUAUGCCAAUAGGCAUGGAAAUUUGCCAAUUCGAUGACAUUUCAAACGCCACGACAAUUAAAACCGAGGAUGGUCCAUUCGUAUGGGACGAGCUUAUUCAAGGUCUCAUUUUAUCUUCUUAUUUCUGGGGCUACACGGUGUCCAUGUUGCCAGGUGGAAGACUGGCGGAACUCUGGUCGGCUAAAUGGUUGAUGAAUGGAUCGAUCCUGUUGAAUCUCGUUGCCUCCAUACUGACGCCCAUCGCCGCGCGUAUUCACUACUGGCUCUUCAUAGUCAUGAGAUUUCUUCAGGGAAUUGGCGGCGGCGUAUCGUUCCCCGCUAUGCACGUGAUGAUUGCCAAGUGGGCGCCGUUGAAUGAAAGAAAUGUCAUCGCCUCGAUCGUCUACGCAGGCACAGCUCUCGGCACUGUAGUUUCUAUCUUAUUAACCGGUUUGUUGGCAACAAACUUCGGUUGGGAGUCUAUCUUCUAUGUUGAAGGCGCGCUUUGUCUGAUUUGGUGCGUUUUUUGGUGGCUGAUAAUAGCGGAUUCCCCGGAAAAACAGACGAGAUUCAUUACUCAAGAAGAAAAGAACUAUAUCGUCACGUCUUUAGGAAGACACAAGAAGAAUAUUCCCAAAGUGAUUCCAUGGGUACAAGUAUUUCGUUCUAAACCAUUUAUAGCAAUUUUAAUUGCUCAUUUUUGCAGCAAUUUCGGUUGGUACAUGUUAUUGAUCGAACUGCCUACUUUUAUGAAUCAGAUCUUGAAGUUCGAUAUGAACUCGAAUGCAGGCUUGACCUCCAUCCCAUUUUUGUGUAUGUGGCUCUUCACUAUGAUUCUCAGUAAAAUAUUAGCCACUCUGCAGGAGAAAGGCCUGAUUACAGUAACAAUAUCUAGAAAAAUUGGCACUCUCUUUGCGUCUCUUAUACCCAUGAUAUGCUUAAUACAAGUGUCAUACAUCGGGUGCGAUCGAACAAAGGCAGUCGUGUUGAUGACGAUCGCAGUAACUUGUAUUGGAGGAAUGUAUUCUGGCUUUUUGGCAAACCAUAUAGAUAUUGCACCGAAUUUUGCCGGUAGCUUGGUGGCGAUAACGAAUUUUGUCGCCACUAUACCCGGCUUUGUUGUACCGAUAUUUGUAGGAAAAUUAACUCACGGAAACCAAACUAUAGAGGCAUGGAGAAUUGUAUUCCUCGUAACAAUUAUUCUAUACGUGAUUGAGAUAUUGAUUUACACUAUCUUUGGAAGUGGCAACGAACAACCUUGGAACCAGAUUGAAGCAUCUGACGAGGAAGCGAACGAUCAGACGCUACCUUUAAGGAGAAAUAACAUAAGAUAGAGUACAUUAAUAUAGCUUAGUUAUUCGAUUAAUUAUUCGUGUUUCAACAUAAAGGAUUUUUUAUGUAUUUUAUAUUUUGUGCAUUUUUGCGCAACAGAAUGUUUAUUGAUAUUUAUUUUACUUUAUUUAUUUUACUAUUAUUAAUUGCAUGAGGUUAUAUAGAAAGU